Phoenix dactylifera (date palm) is the source of this 974-nucleotide messenger RNA. RefSeq lists its product as uncharacterized. The record is from RefSeq and is a predicted model, not a curated record. NCBI's taxonomy places the organism in Eukaryota, Viridiplantae, Streptophyta, Magnoliopsida, Arecales, Arecaceae.
AAAAACACCUUCCUUGCGUCACGCUUUCUCCGCCCUUCUUCACCAAAUUCCCUCUCCACACCAUUCUAUUACCCCCUUCUUCCCUUCCUCUUCCCUGCCAAAAGGGAAGAGCAUUUCAUUCCUCUACUCCUUAUUAAAUCCAUUUAUGGAUUUAACAACUCCACCGCCUUCUCCUGGCCGGAGAUCUCAAGUGAAAAUAAGCUCACAGCCCCGCAGCUCAAAAUGGUAUUUGGAUUGGCAGUUGGAGCAUUGUGAAAGGGAGACCUCAACUGGUGGCCUCCUCCAGAAUUGUGACCUUCCACCUCCCCUCAAGGUCUUCUCAGUUAAGGGAUAUGAUGCCAAGAGGGGGAUUGGAGGCAUCAGCCCUGCCAUCCCAGUACAAAAACAAGCAGCCCCAACUCCAGCACCAAUCAAGGAUGAUCAAAUGGACAAUGAACUGGGAUCGAAGCAUGGAGGCAGCGAGAACUCAAGCGUGCUAAGAGCCCUGCAGCUCUCACAGACACGAGCACGGGAAGCCGAGAAGGCGGCCUUACUUGCGAACAAACAAAACAAAGAGUUGGCUGUGCUGAUCUUGGAGGAGUCGUCGAGACUGUAUGCCCACCGGCAGUGGGUGAAGCUGCUCGAGAUCGAGGUCUCAAUGCUAAAGAAGAGGAGCUCGAUGAACCUGAAGGAGGAAGUGAUGGAUGAGGAUGAUGCAGAGCCUGCCGACUCAUGGUUUUUGGCUUUGGCCUUGUGCUUGGGCAUUGCCAGUAUGGGGUUUGUGCUCAGCCGCUGCAUGUUUUGAUAUCUCCAUUGGUGUGUCCAUUGAUUUGCAAAAAUCAGUAGAUCUCUCAUUACAAAGGACUUAACCAUGUACAAACUCAAAAAACAGAGCAGAUCAAUUUCAUCUCAGGAUCAUUUAUCAAGUCAAGAUUACUCAUAUGCAUGAAGAGAGGGAAGAUUGCUAAUAGUAUGAGAUCGGAAGGGCCGAUGAU